AGUGGAAAAUGCCAUAAGGGUUUUUCGGGAUUCUCAUUAUUAUUUUCACUCGCGUUGUCAAUAAGUCCCGCCGGGGAUUGGGUGGCGAUGGCUUCAGAGGGUAGUGGAGGUGGAGGUGGUGGUAAUUUGGCGGUAUGGGAAUGGCGCAGUCGGUCCCCUCACUUGCGUGCCGCUUCUCACGCUGCAAACGAGGUUACCAGCCUCGCCUAUUCUCCCGAUGGGCAGCUCCUGGCCACUGGAGGACGUGACGCCAAAGUGCGGCUAUGGCGGGUGGUCUCGGGUGGUCGAGCCGUCGUUACCUUUCAUGAACAUGCCGGUCCCGUCACUACUGUAGCCUUCCCUGCUACCAAACCCAAGGUCCUCCUCUCCGCCAGUCUUGAUGGCACAGUGAGGGCCUUCGAUUUAAAUAGAUACCGUAAUUUCCGGACAAUGUCAGUACCCAAUCGUGACGGGGUGCAGUUCUCCUGCCUAGCGGUGGACUCAACCGGCGAGUUGGUGGCUUGUGGCGCUUUAGAUACCUUUGAGGGCUUUGUCUUUGCCCUACGCACCGGCGAUCUCCUAGCAUCUCUCACGGGCCACACAGCUCCCAUCUCUGCGGUCCUCACUGCCGGCUGGGACGCUUCCAUCCGUACCUGGAGUUUGGCUGAGUCUGAAUCUGCCGCUGGCGGUGAGGGUAGUGGAUGCACUUUGUUGGAGACCAUCUCUGUACCCUUGGAUGGUGAGUUUCUUUUUGCUGUUUGUGCAACUACUUGCAGUUCACUUCCAGCCUUUGAUCUUUUGUCAUCUCUAUUAAUCGAAUCGACGAGUUGGCGUUUUUUCAUUGUUAACUUUGGAAAUAACCAUUGA
Messenger RNA from Hydatigera taeniaeformis, 846 nucleotides. The record is from the annotation of a GenBank genome assembly. NCBI's taxonomy places the organism in Eukaryota, Metazoa, Platyhelminthes, Cestoda, Cyclophyllidea, Taeniidae.